Argentina anserina (silverweed cinquefoil) is the source of this 1494-nucleotide messenger RNA. RefSeq names its product glycerophosphodiester phosphodiesterase GDPD3-like. The transcript has 9 exons. The record is from RefSeq and is a predicted model, not a curated record. Bases 181 to 1233 code for a protein of 350 amino acids. NCBI's taxonomy places the organism in Eukaryota, Viridiplantae, Streptophyta, Magnoliopsida, Rosales, Rosaceae. Gene Ontology annotation, molecular function: phosphoric diester hydrolase activity. Gene Ontology annotation, biological process: glycerophospholipid catabolic process.
GGAGCAGGGAUAUGAGCGUGGAGCAGGGAUUGGACUACGUCGCGACGUGGAAUUCGGCAAUGCUGAUAUCCGACGACUUAUCAGAGGCGGUCUCGGCUCACAGGCAAAAAAGGAAGCCGGUUUUUGCCAAGCUCUGAUAUUGCAAAUUUUUGCAGAGAGUUGCAAAUUUGCAAGACAAAAAUGGCUACCACUUUCAAGGCUAUGCAUGUCUCCGAUGUUCCCAAUCCGGACCAAUCCUCGGAAAUUAAUGCUGCACUAGCCCUCAUCAAAGCUCCAUGGUCGGCACAAGGUGUUAAUGAUCAUGGUGAAGGCGUAGAGGCCAAAUGUGGAUUCAAAUGGCCAAAGUUUGUGGUGAUGGGACACAGAGGCAGCGGAAUGAACAUGUUGCAAUCGCCUGAUGACAGAAUGAAAUGCAUUAAAGAAAACUCAAUUCGUUCCUUCAACUCUGCCGCUCAAUUUCCCAUUGAUUACAUUGAAUUUGAUGUUCAAGUGACCAAAGAUGACUGUCCAGUCAUUUUUCAUGACAAUUUUAUCGCCACCGAGGAGAAGGGUGUUUAUGUUGAGAAAAGAGUUACAGACAUUACUUUGCCAGAAUUUCUUUCAUAUGGACCCCAGUCAGAGCUUGGAAAGGUAGGGAUCCCUAUGUUUAGAAAAACAAAAGAGGGGACAAUUUUUGAGUGGAAGGUAGAAAACGAUGACCCCCUAUGUACAUUGCAAGAUGUGUUUGAGAAAGUCGGCCAGUCUAUGGGUUUCAAUAUAGAAUUGAAGUUUGAUGAUCAGUUUGUGUACAUUGAGAAACAACUCCAACAUGUUCUCCAAGUAGUCUUGCAGCAGGUGGUAAACAAGUAUGCGAAGGACAGACCAAUUAUGUUUUCGAGCUUUCAGCCUGAUGUAGUGUUGAUGAUGAGAAAACUGCAGAGCACCUAUCCGGUAUAUUUCCUCACCAAUGGAGGUUCCGAAAUAUACAAAGAUGUUAGAAGGAACUCUUUGGAAGAGGCAAUUAAGGUGUGUAUGGCUGGCGGUUUGCAAGGAAUAGUGUCAGAAGUGAGAGCUAUCUUGAGAGAUCCGAAUGCAGUAACCAGGAUUAAAGACUCCAACCUUUGCCUUCUAACCUAUGGCCAAUUAAAUAAUGUACCGGAGAAGGUUUACAUGCAACAUCUCAUGGGCGUUGAGGGAGUGAUUGUUGACCUUGUCGGAGAGAUCACCGAGGCAGUUUCUGAUCCAAACAAGUGAUCAAGGGAUCGAUCGCAGAUGCAUGAACUUAAACUCCAACCUUAUGUUCCUGCCAGGAGUCUAUACCAGAGUUGAUACACCAAUUGGGGGCUAUAUAAUAGAAAAUAUAUAUGCACUAUGGCCAAUCCUAGAGGAGCAAACUCCUGUGUAUUCUAUUGUCACAUUAAUCUUAGAUAAAAAAACCAGUUGUAUCCAAAAUGGUUGAGUUCUGAGUUCAAUUUUUCAGUGCAUAAACAGAUGAUAUCCUAAUUUGAUAACAGA